This is a messenger RNA of Patiria miniata (bat star), 907 nucleotides long. RefSeq lists its product as uncharacterized. Bases 117 to 476 code for a protein of 119 amino acids. Lineage: Eukaryota; Metazoa; Echinodermata; Asteroidea; Valvatida; Asterinidae. The record is from RefSeq and is a predicted model, not a curated record. The transcript is spliced from 2 exons.
AUCGCUUUUUGGACGGCCGCCUCAACAGUCCCAUUCUGUAAACCGCUAUACAGACAUUGCGAAUUUGAAAAUAUACACGCUUUCCAAAUUGAAAACAACUAACAAUUUGAUCGGCCAUGAUGGGACGGCCCUGGUUGGAAGGUCUGAUCGUUUUCCUCCUGGUUGCCCGUCUGUCAGUCUGUUCUGAUACUGACAACAAUCGUAGGCUUUCUCCCGAGGAAAACGUGAAUCUAAAAAAUCGCCAAGCGGCAGUUCAUGGCGCAAUUUCCAGCCAACCUUCGCCACGAGAGAUGUCCGAGUCGGAAGACAAGCACCAACAGGCACGAGAUAUGUCCAGUGACAAGCAUCACGACAACAAACGUCAAGGGCACCCACCGAAGGAAAGAGAUGGUCAUGGUGCAUACCUCCCAGCUGUUGAUGAUAUAUUACAAAUUCAAUACGACGGUCUUUUAACAGGGUCGGCAAUUCCUAGCUGAUAUAACUUUUCUUUCCUAAUUGACUUGACUUAGUGGAACGUGUUUCCAGAUACAUGAGUAAUAUAUAAGUGUCAUCGCAAUCAUUAAGAGUUUCCACAUGCAGGCCAUACUGUAAACCAGUGUUAUUAAUUCAUCUCCGUACUAGUAUUGGUACUCAUCUUAUGGCAGUACUACUACUCGUAAUUUAUGGCCAGUAAUGAAAAGAAAUACUCACAGCAUUGUAUUCUGACAGAAUACUCAACCCUCUUCAACAUAUAAUACGCUUUCAUAAUUAUAUGCAGCCGCUUUGUUUUUCUUCCAAUUGAUAACAAUUACAAAGCUUACGGAGUGAUUUGCAAUGUAUUCGUCUGAAAUAAAAUGUGCUUAAAUACUACUGUAGCACUAAACGCUUAAGGUGCUGGGUUCUGAGAUAAGCAGGUUAAUUAUUAAAA